Messenger RNA from Hirundo rustica (Barn swallow), 2617 nucleotides. It is a transcript of the gene NPRL3, whose product is annotated as NPR3 like, GATOR1 complex subunit. NCBI's taxonomy places the organism in Eukaryota, Metazoa, Chordata, Aves, Passeriformes, Hirundinidae. The record is from RefSeq and is a predicted model, not a curated record. Gene Ontology annotation, biological process: cellular response to amino acid starvation; TORC1 signaling; negative regulation of TORC1 signaling. Gene Ontology annotation, cellular component: GATOR1 complex. The transcript is spliced from 13 exons. The coding region runs from base 17 to 1777 and encodes 586 amino acids.
CCCGAGCCGAGCCGGCAUGGGCGAGAGCACCAGCCCCAUCAGCGUGAUCCUGGUGAGCUCGGGCAGCCGCGGCAACAAGCUGCUGUUCCGCUUCCCGUUCCAGCGCGGCGCCGAGCACCCCGCCGCGCAGGACAACAAGCCAAGGAGUCGAUAUGCUGUGAAUGGCUCUGGUGACAGCACAGAGGAUCAAGAUGGGGACUCCAGGUUUUCGGAUGUCAUCCUGGCAACAAUUUUGGCUACCAAGUCAGAUAUGUGUGGCAAAAAGUUUGAAUUGAAGAUUGAUAAUGUUCGCUUUGUUGGCCAUCCCACGUUGCUCCAGCAUGCCCUCGGGCAGGUAUCCAAAACUGACCCCUCACCAAAGAGAGAGAUGCCCACCAUGAUUCUGUUCAACGUGGUGUUUGCACUAAGGGCCAACGCGGACCCGUCGGUGAUCAGCUGCCUGCACAACCUGUCGCGCAGGAUCGCCAUCGUCCUGCAGCACGAGGAGCGCCGCUGCCAGUACCUCACCCGCGAGGCCAAGCUCAUCCUGGCCAUCCAGGACGAGGUGUCUGCCAUGUCAGAGAGUGAGUGCUUUGAGCAGCAGUGGCUCUGUCCAGGAGCGCUCCCUCAGAGAGCCACAGAAGGGCCCCAGUCACCUUUUCAUCACAUCCUACCCAAGUGCAAACUGGCCAGAGAUCUCAAAGAGACAUAUGACAGUCUCUGCACGACAGGGGUGGUUCGUUUACACAUCAACAACUGGCUGGAAGUGAGUUUUUGCCUUCCUCACAAAAUCCACUAUGUUGCCACCAACUUCAUACCCCCAGAAGCAAUUGAGAGGAGUCUGAAAUCUAUCAGGCCUUACCAUGCCUUAUUACUUUUAAAUGAUGAGAAGUCAUUGCUUAAUGAGCUCCCGUUGGACUGCUCUCCUGCCCUGGUGAGAGUAAUUAAAACUACCUCUGCUGUGAAGAAUUUGCAGCAACUGGCUCAAGAUGCUGACUUGGCAUUGCUGCAGGUUUUCCAGCUUGCAGCACAUCUUGUUUACUGGGGCAAAGCAAUUAUUAUUUAUCCUCUUUGUGAAAACAAUGUCUACAUGCUUUCUCCAAACGCCAGUGUCUGCCUUUACUCUCCCCUGGCAGAUGCCUUCUCCUGUCAGUUCCGGGGUCACAACCUGCCCUCCAUGCUGGCCAAGUUCUCCCUCCCGGUGUCCCUCUCCGAGUUCAAGAACCCGCUGGCACCGCCUGUGCAGGAGACCCAGCUGAUCCAGAUGGUGAUCUGGAUGCUCCAGCACCGGCUCCUGAUCCAGCUCCACACCUACGUGUGCCUGAUGGUGCCCCCGAACGAGGAGGAGUUCCGGGCCCAGGAUGAGGACAUGCCCUUCACUGCCAGGGUUGGGGGGCGAAGUUUGAGCACCCCCAACGCUCUCAGCUUUGGCUCUCCAACCAGUAGUGAUGACAUGACUCUGACAAGCCCUAGCAUGGAUAAUUCCAGUGCUGAGCUGAUACCUGGUGGGGACUCACCCCUAAAUAAGAGGAUGACAGAGAAUCUCCUGGCAAGCCUGUUGGAACACGAGCGGGAAGCCAUCCUGAAUGUCCCAGCUGCCCAGAAUCCAGAGGAUCUCCGCAUGUUUGCAAGGCUGCUGCACUACUUCCGAGGCCGGCACCACUUGGAGGAGAUCAUGUACAACGAGAACAUGCGGCGCUCCCAGCUGCUGAUGCUGUUCGACAAGUUCCGCAGCGUGCUGGUGGUCACCAGCCACGAGGACCCCGUCAUCUCCGUGUUCCAGUCGCUCCUCAAAUGACUCUGCUGGCGCAGAGGAGGGAGGAGCCUGCCACGCUCUCUGCCGAGUCUAAAGGAUGCCUAAAAACUGAAUGAAGGAGGUGGUUGCGGUUCCUUCUUGCCACGUGACGCUCAGCAGGUUGUCCCUGUCCGUGCCUCGAUGUCCCAGCUGCUCCCCGAGGCUCCAGGGCCUGCUGCAGGCCAGCACGUGCUUGCUCAGCCUGGGUUCCUGCCCUGCCACGCUCACAGCCCUUCCCUGGCCCUGCUGCUCCCCAGGGAUCGUCAGAGUGCAACAAGAGGGUUCUGCUGUGGCACUGCUGGCAGAACGUCACCUUUGGGUGACACUGGUGCCCUGGGAGUGCUUCCUGUGCUCUCCCAUGACUGCUGGGACACUCAGCCAUGAGAGCUGUCCCCUGGCUCCUAGGGAAAUCACCCUGGGCACCCAGGAAUUCUGUUUGAUCUCGCAGCAGCGAGGACAGAGGUGGGAAGGCAAAGUAUCACAAGUAAACAUGAAAUUGUGAAUGAAUAACAGUCACUGUGUCACAGCUCAUUCCUUCCUCAUCCCAAUAUCCUUAUUCUCGAGUGUCUGUUGGAGCAGGGCUGUCACCAAGCAGCCUCUGUGUUCUGGGCUUCCAUGUUUCCCACUUUGCGCCUGGGGGUGGGAGCUUGGUUCUUGAGCAGGACUGAAAGGUGCUGGCCAAGCUGCAAGUUCAGGGACACGUUCCACCCUUGGGCUGGUGCUGAGGGCACUUGGGCUUGUCCACCAGGGCUCGUUUUGUUCCUCCAGUCCCCCUCCCACAAGUGUGGCUGGAGAGAACCAGACAUGGAUCCUGGCCUGGGUUAAAGCCAUCCAGCAGGAAAA